Messenger RNA from Monodelphis domestica (gray short-tailed opossum), 566 nucleotides. It is a transcript of the gene TIMM10, whose product is annotated as translocase of inner mitochondrial membrane 10. Gene Ontology annotation, biological process: protein insertion into mitochondrial inner membrane. Gene Ontology annotation, cellular component: mitochondrial inner membrane. NCBI's taxonomy places the organism in Eukaryota, Metazoa, Chordata, Mammalia, Didelphimorphia, Didelphidae. The record is from RefSeq and is a predicted model, not a curated record.
UUCCCCAGGACUUUGCUUGCAGCGGCCCCACGCUUCGGGUAGGUGAGUCUCCGUUGUUGCCAGGGCCGCUUGUGGGUCCUAGCCCCAGCAUGUGGAGAGGGUCUCGGGACGUUCGGGGCUCCAGGGCGUUCUUUGUCCGCAUAUAGCCCCUUCGCAUGGGGGGCGGGACCAAGGAAGCCACUGUAAACUAGGUGCUGUGAGGGACCGAGAUGGACCCACUUAGGGCCCAGCAGCUGGCUGCUGAACUAGAAGUGGAGAUGAUGGCCGACAUGUAUAACAGGAUGACCAGUGCGUGCCACCGGAAGUGUGUCCCUCCCCAUUACAAGGAAGCAGAGCUCUCCAAGGGGGAAUCUGUGUGUCUGGAUCGAUGUGUCUCCAAGUACUUGGACAUCCAUGAACGAAUGGGCAAGAAGCUGACAGAGCUGUCCAUGCAGGACGAAGAGCUGAUGAAGCGGAUGCAGCAGGGCUCCGGGCCAGUGUGAAGGCCCCCAGAGACAGCGAGCACCCAGCCCCGGACUGCAGCCCUCACCCUUUUGCACUUGUCAAUAAAAAUAUUGGUGACUGUG